AUAGAUUUAAUGGAAUAAGAUUCAUUGAAUUAUCAUAUCAGAUAAACUUAGAGUACAUAAAAUAUGUUUUAAAUUAGAUAAAUGGAUAUUGAUGGUAACAAUAUUGAUGUUAUUGUUUUAAAGUUCAUACUCUUCAAUAGUGAAAAACAUGACGAUGGGUAUGAAUUUAAUAAAAUUUAGAUUGGAAGUUCUUUAAAGAAGAAAAUCAGCAAUAAAAUUGGAAAACAAUUCAAAAUAAAGAUGGCUUUAAAAUCUUCACAAAAAAUGGAGUUUUAUUAAUUUCCCAUACAUCAAAUUAACCUUGGAUUUUUGCAGGUAAUGGAAAAGCAAAUUACACAAUGUAUCGUGGUAAUUUUAAGAUAAAUGAAAACCUUAAUGAGAAAAUGGCUCUCAAAGACUUUGAAUUAGAGGAAAAGAGUGAUACUUUAACUGCAACUUUCUCUCGAAACAAUCUUUUGAAAGUAAAAGUGUAAUUUUAUUCGCCUGAAAACUCUUCCUAGAUCACAAUAAAGUUUCUUGAAUAUGAUCCAGAAAUAAAUCGACUUUGGCUUAGAAUUCAAGCAGAUGCAUAAGAACAUAUUUAUGGAUGUGGUGAAUAAUUUUCUUAUUUUGAUCUAAGAGGUAAAAACUUUCCUCUUUGGACAUCUGAAUAAGGUGUUGGACGUAAUAAGAGUACUUAUACAACUUUUCUUGCUGAUUUACUUGAUUAAGCAGGAGGAGAUUACUAUUCUACAUUUUUCCCUUAACCUACAUAUACUUCUUCAAAAAAAUAUUAUCUUCAUAUAGAUGACAGUUCAUAUAUGGAUUUUAAUUUCAAAAAUAAAGAAUUUCAUGAACUUUUAAUUUGGUCAAUUCCAAAAUAAAUCAUAAUUAAUUCUGCGUCAACUUUCAUUGAAUUAUUAGAAAAGCUUACUAUUCUACUUGGGAGAUAACCAAAAUUACCAGAAUGGAUAUAUAAUGGAGUUUGGCUUGGAUUACAAGGAGGUACAAGUAUAAUUGAAGCUAAAUUGAAUAAAGCUUUAGAAAAAGGUAUAAAAGUAAGUGCAUUAUGGUGUUAAGAUUGGGAAGGGAUAAGAUAUACUUCAUUUGGAAAGCGUUUGAUGUGGAAUUGGUAAUGGGAUCCUGAACUCUAUCCUGGUUUGGAUUAAAAGAUUAAUAUAUUAAAAGAAUAGGGCAUUCGAUUUAUGGGUUAUAUAAAUCCUUAUCUUGCAGCUGAGAAAAAUUUAUGUAAAGAAGCAAGUGAGAAAGGAUAUUUAGCUAAAAAUAUGAAAGGAGAGGAUUAUCUUGUUGAUUUUGGAGAGUUUGAUGCAGGAAUUGUUGAUUUUACAAAUCCUGAUGCUUAUAAAUGGUAUAAAGAAUUAAUUAAGAAAAAUUUAAUAGAAUUUGGAUUAUCUGGUUGGAUGGCUGAUUUUGGUGAAUAUUUACCACUUGAUAUAAAGCUUUAAAAUGGAGAAAGUGGAGAUAUGAUGCAUAAUAAAUGGCCUGAAUUAUGGGCUAGAAUAAAUUAUGAAGCUGUAUUAGAAACUGGGAAAUUAAAUGAUGUAGUUUAUUUUAUGAGAGCUGGAUAUACUGGAAGUUAAAAUUAUUCAACAGCAAUGUGGGCUGGAGAUCAAAAUGUUGAUUGGAGUCUUGAUGAUGGUUUAGCUUCUGUUAUUCCUGCAGCACUUUCACUUGGAAUGUGUGGACAUGGAAUACAUCAUAGUGAUAUUGGUGGAUAUACUACAUUAUUUGAAAUGAAAAGAACUAAAGAAUUAUUUAUGAGAUGGGCUGAAAUGGCUGCUUUUACUCCUAUAAUGAGAACUCAUGAAGGAAAUAGACCUACUGAUAAUUGGUAAUUUGAUAGUGAUGAUGAAACACUUGAACAUUUUGCUAAAAUGACCAACAUUUAUGUAGAAUUAGCACCUUAUUUAAAAUCUGUUAUUCAAGAAAAUGCAGAUAAAGGUAUCCCAGCAUAAAGACCUCUUUUUUUACAUUAUGAAAAUGAUGAAAGAACUUAUUCUAUUAAAUAUUAAUAUCUUCUAGGAAGAGAUAUUCUUGUUGCACCUGUCUAUCAAGAAAAUGUUCAAUAAUGGAAUUUCUAUCUUCCAGAUGAUCAAUGGAUACACUUUUGGACUGAAGAAAUCUUUUAAUAAGGUGACCAUUAAAUUGAUGCUCCUAUUGGACAACCUAUUGCCUUUUAUAGAAAAGAUAGUCAAUAUAAAUCUUUAUUUUAAAAUAUAAAGAAAAAGUUAAUUGAUAAUGAAAUAAUCAAAUAUAUUUGA
Messenger RNA from Paramecium sonneborni, 2261 nucleotides. NCBI's taxonomy places the organism in Eukaryota, Ciliophora, Oligohymenophorea, Peniculida, Parameciidae. The record is from the annotation of a GenBank genome assembly.